AUGUUGGUGUUAAACUGCUCUACCAAACUGCUGACACUGGAAAAAAUGUUGAAGAGCCUCUUUCCUGAAUCACUCAAGGUUUAUGGAGCAGUGAUGAACAUAAAUCGAGGGAACCCAUUUCAAAAGGAAGUAGUAUUGGAUUCAUGGCCGGACUUUAAAGCUGUCAUUACCCGUCGUCAGAAAGAGGCUGAGACAGAUGACCUGGACCAUUAUACAAACGCUUAUGCAGUAUUCUACAAGGAUGUCCAGGCUUACCAACAGCUAUUAGAAGAACAUGAUGUUAUCAACUGGGACCAAGUUUUUCAAAUACAAGGGCUGCAAAGUGAAUUGUGCGAUGUUUCCAAAGCUGUUGCCAAGAAAAAACAGUUGGAUGUAAAGCAAAUUUCCUUCAAGGCCAUUCAUUUUUCUCCUGUUUCAUCUCCUCCAGACACUAGUUUGCUAAUGACAUCUCCCCCACGACUAACCUACCUGAGCGUGGCCGACGCGGAUCUGCUCAACCGUACUUGGUCUCGGGGCGGCAAUGAGCAGUGCCUUCGCUACCUGGCCAACCUCAUCACCUGCUUUCCCAGUGUGUGUGUCCGGGAUGAAAAGGGAAACCCCGUCUCUUGGUCCCUAACGGACCAGUUUGCCACCAUGUGCCAUGGCUACACCCUGCCAGAGCAUCGCAGGAAAGGAUAUAGCCGUCUAGUGGCUCUCACCCUCGCCAAGAAGCUGCAGAGCCGGGGAUUCCCAUCUCAGGGCAAUGUCCUAGAUGACAAUGUGGCAUCCAUUAGCCUCCUAAAGAGUCUGAACGCUGAAAUCUUGCCUUGUCGUUUCCACAGGCUCAUUCUCACCCCGGCAAAUUUCUCUGGCUAG
Molecule: messenger RNA, 855 nt
Organism: Sorex araneus (European shrew)
Lineage: Eukaryota; Metazoa; Chordata; Mammalia; Eulipotyphla; Soricidae
Gene: GLYATL3
Product: glycine-N-acyltransferase like 3
Exons: 5
Coding region: 1-855 (284 amino acids)
Cellular component (GO): mitochondrion
Molecular function (GO): glycine N-acyltransferase activity
Source: RefSeq, a predicted model, not a curated record